AUGGCUUUCCGGAGGAGGAGAAGGAGAAGAAGGAGAAGAGUUGGAUUUAUAUCCCCUCUUUCUCAAAGGGGCUUACAAACUCCUUCCCCCCUCACAACAACCACCCUGUGUGGUAGGUGGGGCUGAGAGAGCUCCGAAGAACUGUGGCUAGCCCAAGGUCACCCAGCUGGCGUGCGUUGGGUGCUGAAGGGUGUCAGAUGGAGGUAAAUCCAGGCAUUUUGCCCAACCCCUUUUCUGUCAAACCUCUUACCCUCCCCCCUUGCUUGUCAUAAUGUCAAUUCCACCCCCUCUUUCUCUUUGUUAGGCUAGGAAGUGGGAAAUGGUGUCUGGCCUUGCUGGGAAAUUCUUAGGCCAAGGGGUUCCUGAUUCUAAACGCUUCAAAUGUAUUUAUUUCGGUUUGUAUUUGGAAAUGUCCUGAGCUGCUUUGGGGAAAAGGUGGCAUCCAAGACAACUAACUCCCCAACCGCAUGUUUCAUGUUACUUUCGCCUAUAUAUACAGAGAAGCGUUGCUGCCAUCCGCUCAGAGACUCAUACAGAGCCACAUUCCCUCCCUCUCUGGCAGGCUUGCGGCAGCUCCUCUCCUCCGGGUCACAAACACCCGCUUAUCCUCGGCCCGCUAACCACGCAUGCCCGGCCUUUGUUUCCAGGUGCAUGAUGGGAAGCGUAGUCCGUGUCCCGACCACCGCGGCUGGGAAGCGAUGCGCGGAAACUACAUUUCCCGGCAUGCCCCGCGCGGCGCAGCUCUCCCCCUCCGUGCUCAUGCGUGCUGGCGGCUCGGAGAGGCGAUGGAGGCGCCGGGGCGGCCCGGACCUUAGUGGGAAAGGCCGGCCAGGAUGUUCGGGCGCUCGCGCAGCUGGGGCGGUGGGCACGGCAAUGCCGCCCGCAACGUCCGCUCCCUCGACAACCUCAAGUACAUGUAUCACAUUCUGACCAAGAACACCACAGUGACCGAACACAACCGCAAUCUGUUGGUGGAGACGAUCCGAACCAUCACGGAAAUCCUUAUAUGGGGAGACCAAAAUGACAGUUCCGUGUUUGAUUUCUUCUUGGAGAAGAACAUGUUUGUGUUCUUCCUGAACAUCCUGCGUCAGAAGUCCGGCCGUUACGUGUGCGUGCAGCUCCUGCAGACCUUGAACAUCCUCUUUGAGAACAUCAGUCAUGAGACCUCUCUCUAUUACUUGCUUUCUAACAACUACGUGAACUCCAUCAUCGUGCACAAAUUCGACUUCUCGGACGAAGAGAUCAUGGCUUACUACAUUUCGUUCUUGAAAACCCUCUCUCUGAAGCUCAACAAUCACACCGUUCAUUUCUUUUAUAACGAGCACACGAACGAUUUUGCCUUAUAUACCGAGGCCAUUAAAUUUUUCAACCAUCCUGAAAGCAUGGUCAGGAUCGCUGUCAGAACGAUAACGCUGAACGUUUACAAAGUCUCAUUGGACAACCAACCGAUGUUGCACUACAUUCGAGACAAAACGGCUGUCCCGUACUUUUCGAACCUCGUCUGGUUUAUUGGGAGUCACGUGAUAGAACUGGACAACUGCGUGCAGACGGACGAAGAGCACAGAAACCGAGAGAAACUGAGCACCCUCGUCGCCGAACACCUCGACCACCUCCAUUACCUGAACGACAUCCUUAUCAUUAACUGUGAAUUCCUCAACGAGGUGCUGACCGACCACCUGCUGAACAGCCUGUUCCUGCCCCUCUAUGUGUAUUCCUUAGUCGAUCAAGAAAAGGGCGGGGAGCGUCCGAAAAUAAGCCUCCAGGUCGCCCUGUAUCUCCUGUCGCAAGUUUUCUUAAUUAUACACUACGCACCUCUGGUGAAUUCCUUGACCGAGGUCAUUCUGAACGGAGACUUGUCAGUGUUUUCGGCGAAAGUGGAGCAGGAUGUCCAGAAAAGCUCGGCCAAGUCCGGCAUCAGAUGCUUCAUCAAGCCUUCUGAGACGUUGGAGCGGUCCCUGGAAAUCAACAAGCACAAGGGACGAAAGAGGCUGCAAAAGAGGCCGAAUUACAAAAACGUCGAGGAGGACGAGGAAGAAGAGAAGGUGCCCGAGGAAGGCCCGGAAGAAAUUGAGAUGGUCAUCAUGGAGCGGUGCAAGCAGUCUUCCGUGAAAGAGCAGAACAUCACUGACGAGGAAAAGACGGCUGCUGCGUCCGGCGCUGAAACGUCCAACUGGAGCAGGCCCUUCCUGGAAUUGGUGUUCCAUGCCUUGGAGUGUGCCGAGGAUGAUUACUACGCUAUGUUUGUGCUGUGCCUUUUGUACGCCAUGUCACAUAACAAAGGAAUGGAGCCCAUGACGCUGGAGCGGAUUCAGCUGUCGGCACCGGACACGGAGGGGGAGAACGUUUACAACCCCGUCCUCGCGGAAAGACUCAUCAAGAUAAUGAGCUGUGCCGCUCAGCCAGACGGGAAGAUCCGCUUGGCCACCUUGGAGCUUGGCUGCUUGCUGUUGAAGCAACUGGUGGUCUCCAAGCAUGGGAGCAUCAUCAAGGAUGUUCAUCUGGCCUGUCUGGAAGGUGCAAGAGAAGAAAGCGUUCAUCUGCUCCGGCGUUUUUACAAGGGAGAAGAAAUUUUCCUGGAUAUGUUUGAAGACGAGUACAGGAGUAUGACGCUGAAGCCCAUGAACGUGGAGUACCUGAUGAUGGACGCCUCAAUCCUGCUCCCUCCAACGGGGACGCCACUGACGGGCAUUGAUUUUGUGAAGAGGCUGCCAUGCGGAGACGUGGAAAGGACACGCAAGGCCAUCCGGGUUUUCUUCAUGCUGCGUUCCCUGUCCCUACAUCUCCGGGGGGAGCCAGAGACUCAGCUGCCCUUGACGAGGGAGGAGGACCUGAUCAAAACGGAAGAUGUCCUGAACUUGAACAAUAGCGAUCUAAUCGCCUGCACUGUGAUCACGAAAGAUGCCGGUCAAGUCCAGCGCUUUCUGGCCGUCAACAUUUACCAGAUGAGCUUGGUGGAGCCGGAGGCUGCCCGCUUAGGGUGGGGCGUGGUUAAGUUUGCGGGCCUUCUCCAGGACAUGCAGGUGACGGGAGUCGAAGACGACAGCCGCGCACUGAACAUCGUCAUCCACAAGCCGGCCUCCAGCCCCCACUCCAAGCCCUUCCCGAUCCUGCAGGCCACCUUCGUGUUCUCCGACCACAUCCGCUGCAUCAUCGCCAAGCAGCGCUUGGCCAAGGGCCGCAUCCAGGCCCGGCGCAUGAAGAUGCAGAGGAUAGCAGCUCUCCUGGACCUCCCAGUCCAACCUUCCAACGAAGUGAUGGGCUUCGGGCACACCUCCGCCGCCGCCACGCAGCAUCUGCCCUUCCGGUUUUACGACCAGGCGAGACGUAGCAGCUGCGACCCGGCGGCCCAGCGCUCGGUGUUCGCGUCUGUCGACAAGGUCCCAGGUUUUGCCGUAGCCCAGUGCGCCAGCCAGCACGGCCCCUCGCCCCUUUCGUCGCCGUCCCCUUCCUCCAGCGGGAGCACGGGGCACUGUGAUUCUGCAGCCACCAGCUCCGCCUCCACGUCGUCUGUGGUCCAGAGCCCAUCAGACAAUGCGGUCGCUCCGGAGCACUCUGGGGCUCCGUCUUUCAGUCACUUGGAAGCAGAGGACUCUUCCGCGCCUCUCUCAAGAUCCGGCAAGAUCCCGGGCAGGAGCCUCGAAACGGAGACGGCCAAUUUAUCCCCCAGCCUGAUUCCUGCCCAGCAGCCCACGAUCUCCCUCAUCUCCACCAACAGCUCGGAUUCCCUGGGCAUCGAGUCACUCACCUUGGUCCCGCCGGUCGACACGGACUGUAUCCUUGCCGUGGGCUGCAUCCCGCCGCUCGCCACGGAGACAGACGCUUGCACAGAAACGGAAGGGAGCGCCUCUUCCGAUUUGGACCACGGGCAACAGUGACAGCGGCGCAAAAGGGAUUUGCACCGCUUGACGGAACCCAUUAAUGACCCUGUAGUAGCAACUCACAGUCCGGCUGUCGGCGCCUUUUUUUAAAAGGAUUAAGAUCCUGUGUUUUGUUUUAAGAGGAGAGAGGAGUCUCACAUAAACUAAGCAUUGGACGUAGGCGGUGAUGAAAACGGGGUGGGGGGCUCUGUCGCAGGGGAGAGGGCAGUAGCCAGGGGGUUUGGAGGACCGGCCCGUUUUUUCUUUCCACUUCUUUUUUAAAAGCCACUGAGAGAGAAACCACUUGUUUGAACCGCACUAUCUGCACUGCAGCAAAGUUAAGGAAACUUGGGAGAGACUUUUUGCUUUCCGUUUUGGAUCAUUUUCCCGGGGGUGGGGUGGGUUGGGGUGGGGGGGCACAGACUGCUUGCAGCUUUUGCUUGGAGGAAGGAGCGAUGAACCCCAGGGGACCUCGGAGGUGAUUUUCCCACCUGAGCAGACUCUUCUACCAGCCUCCAUCCAUUUGGGUUUGUUUCCCAAGGCUUGAGUGCUCUGUGGAAACUCUGGCCCAGCCUGCUGCUUGUAAACUUCCAGCAUUUGUUUGCGUGUGAUCGCUGUGUGUAUGUCGUUUGAACCUGGAGCCGUACGCACAUCUGUUGUGGGGGGUGGGGGUUCUUUGGUGUCUCUCAAGGGCUUCUUUGGAAGAAGGGGCGGGGAAACUUUGGCAGGGUUUUUGUGUAAAGGAUUUCAGAGGAAUGUAAAAUAUUUUCGCUUACUGCUGUU
Molecule: messenger RNA, 4640 nt
Organism: Sphaerodactylus townsendi
Lineage: Eukaryota; Metazoa; Chordata; Lepidosauria; Squamata; Sphaerodactylidae
Gene: CLEC16A
Product: C-type lectin domain containing 16A
Exons: 24
Coding region: 834-3875 (1013 amino acids)
Biological process (GO): regulation of autophagosome maturation; endosome to lysosome transport; endosomal transport
Cellular component (GO): endolysosome membrane; late endosome
Source: RefSeq, a predicted model, not a curated record